AAGAACAGCUGUCUUUAGUUUAGAAAAGAACAAUUUGACAAAAGCAAAGAAGUAAAAAUAAAUAAUAUAUAUUUGUUUUAUUUACAAAAUAGUUUGGAAAAAAACUGAUUUAAAAAUUUGAAAAUAAUAUUUCAGAUAACAUUUUUAGUUUUAAGUGAAAACAAUUUUAAGCCAUAAACAGCCUGCCAUGCAAUGCUUCAAAAGUGUACAACGUAAAAUAUUCAAUGCCACAGUGCUAAAAACCGAAGUACCACCAAGUACUUUAAAUGCGGCAAAAUCUAUAAAUGAUGUACAAACUGUAAUAAUUGGAGCAGGUUUGGCAGGUCUGUCGGCAGCAAAUCAUCUCAUUAAACAUGGCUUUAAACGCACCAUCAUAUUGGAGGCCACCAAUCGUUAUGGUGGCCGCAUCAAUUCCAAACAAUUUGGUGAUGCUUUUUGUGAACUGGGCGCCAAAUAUAUAAAUAUAGAUGUGUCGCAAAAUUCCAUCUAUGAACUGCUGCGACAUGCUCCUGGUUUACCCAAAAAGAUCGAACAGAAAGCGGAAACUCUGUAUGUAGACACUAGAGGUGAAAAAAUCUCCAAGCACAUACCCGAUGUAGUAGAUGUGUACUUUAAGAAACUAUGUGCUGGCAUUGAAUUGAAAAAUCGUUACAAAAAAGGUCACCUCCACGAACUGGAUAAUGUGCAUACCUAUUUUCAAGCCGAAACCUCCAAAAUCAUUAAAAGCAUGUUUAAGGAAAAUGAUCGUAAAUUAGUGGGAGAUAUUUUCACCGCCUUUAUGAAAGAGUAUGGUGGCAAAUUGGGUUGUAACCUAGAGAACCUCAAUGUUGAACAGUUAAUUAAAUUUAAAAAUCAGUUUUCCUAUCCCCUAUAUAUACCCAGCGGUUUGGAUAGUAUUUUACAGGAAAUUGUUGCCAAUAUAAAUGGAGAACAUUUGCACAUUGAAAAGCCAGUGGGUGAAAUAAAAUGGUAUGGACCCAAUAAGGAUAUACACAAGUCACAGGUGAAUUGUUUAGACGGUUCGGUUAUACCAGCGGAUCAUAUAAUAUGUACCUUGCCAUUGGGCGUAUUAAAAACCUUUUCGGGUUAUAUGUUUAAGCCCGCCUUACCACCUGAGAAAAUAAAAUCCAUAGAGAAUAUCGGCUUUGGCAGUCCGGUUAAAAUUUAUUUUGAAUAUCCAAAACAUAUAAAAACAUGGUUUUCCACAAGUUUGCGUCCCCUGUGGUCUGCGGAGGAACGUGCUGCUGAUCUCAAAUGGACUAAGCAAGUGGUGGAGAUUUCAAAAUUACCCUCCAGCAAUAGGGUAUUAGAAAUCACAAUUGGCGGUGCUUUCUAUGAUCAAAUUGAAAAGCUACCCGAUAACGAGCUGGUGAAUGAAAUUACAAAACUCCUUAGAAAAUGUUUAAAAAAUGCGAAAAUUCCCUAUCCCUCUGAGGUAUUACGCUCAAAUUGGGGUAGUAGUGCCUGUUAUCUAGGUGGUCGUCCAUACUUUUCCACCAACAGCAGUGUGCGUGAUAUACAAACUCUCUCCCUACCAUUGGGCAUGACGCCCAGUUUAUUGUUUGCCGGUGAUGCUACUAUAGUAAAUGGUUUUGGUACAAUUGAUGGUGCUAGAAUGAGUGGUAUAAGAGAGGCUCAACGUAUAAUUGAUUAUUAUACCAAAAAUAACUGUAAUAAUAAAAUUUAAAAUUUUUCACUUAAAAUUAUUUAGUAUAAGUUUUAAUUAAUUGAUUAUUUAUUCUUAAUUAUAAUUAAAUUCAUGAUGGAUAAUUAAAUGAUAAAAAAAGUGUAAUAAAAUUGUUAAGUUUUAUUUAAAUAC
Molecule: messenger RNA, 1819 nt
Organism: Lucilia sericata (common green bottle fly)
Lineage: Eukaryota; Metazoa; Arthropoda; Insecta; Diptera; Calliphoridae
Product: protein anon-37Cs
Exons: 2
Coding region: 188-1687 (499 amino acids)
Molecular function (GO): polyamine oxidase activity
Source: RefSeq, a predicted model, not a curated record